GAGAGGAGAACCGACCAGAGAACCAGAACCGGCAGGAUGCUGCAGUGUGUGUGUGUUCUGUGUGUUCUGUGUGUGUGUGUGUUCACAGUUCACUCAGAUCUGAAUCUGAAUCAGACUCUGGAUCAGCAGAACGUCACUUUAAAUGAAACUCAGCACGAGAAUCAAACUUUCUCUGGACGCUUCGGAUUCAGCCGCCUGUCGGGGGUCCGGUCCUUCAUUCCAGAACAGGAGAUGGAGUCCAGGAUCAUCGGGGGCCAGGAGGCCUGGGCCCACUCCUGGCCCUGGCAGGUUUCUCUCCGCUUCGCCUCCAUGCCGGCCUGCGGAGGAGCCGUGAUCGGCCCGACCUGGGUCCUCUCUGCUGCUCACUGCUUCAAGAGGUACAACAAAGCUUCUUUCUGGACGGUUCUGGCUGGAAAACACGACCUGGACAACCCCCAUGAGCCUGGACAGCAGCUGGUCGGCGUCUCGAUGAUCAUCAACCACCGCGACUACAACACUCGGACCAAAGAGAGCGACUUGGCUCUGCUGAAGCUGCAGCAGCCGCUCGUCUUCAACCACUUCGUCAGACCCAUCGACGUCUGGAUGGCGCCGCUGCCGCUGCCGCCACUCAGGAGGUGCACCAUCACCGGCUGGGGCGCCACCCGAGAGAACGGAGCUCGAGUCCACCGACUGCAGGAGGUGAACGUGACCAUCCUGCCCCCUGACGUCUGUAACCAGUACUACCUCGGCAGGAUACGCCCCUCCAUGUUUUGUGCCGGGAAGGACGGAGGAGGAGCCGACGCCUGCCAGGGGGACUCUGGAGGUCCUCUGUCCUGCUUCACCGGCAGCCGGUUCGAGCUGGCCGGUUUGGUGAGUUGGGGGGUCGGCUGUGGACGAGCCAGCAGACCUGGAGUCUACACCAAAGUCCAGCAGCACACUCAGUGGAUCCACGACACCAUGAGCGACCAGAACAUCAUGUACUCAGACCAGGGCGCUGCCGCCUCAGAGGACCGCUGUGGGAGACGGCAGAGCUCCAGCUGCCGGCGUUCCCCGGGGCUCGCGGCGCUCUCCGUGUCCCAGGACGGGGAGCUGUCGGUGGGGAACCUGACCGAGUCCUGCCCCUCCUUCUGGCCCUGGCAGGUCAGCCUGCAGGCCAACGGACGCCACUACUGCAGCGGAGCGCUGAUCCACCGCCGCUGGGUGCUCACGGCACGCCACUGCAAUGUCAGAGCGAAGGAGGACGUGGUGGUUCUGGGAGUUCAUGACUUGCGGUUCUCGGCGUCUCAAACCGUCCCGGUGGACGAAGUCGUCAACCUGCCGCAGGACGCCGGCUUCCCCCCGAGGACGGACCUGUCCCUGCUCCGUCUCAGCGUCCCCGCCAGAUUCAGCCCCAACGUGUCUCCAGUUUGUGUCCCUGAUGAGGACGAGGACCUGGACGACAGCUGGUCUUGUUUCACGGCCGGUUGGGGGGCGUCGAAGGCGGCAGGGGACGUGGACCCGGACCGGCUGCACCACGUCGGACUGACGCUGGUCAACCAGACCGCCUGCGGGCAGAAAUGGGGGCGGGGCCUCAUCAGUGACUCCCACAUCUGUUCCCACCCAGCAGGCUCCGCCUCCUGCAUGGGCGACUCCGGGGCGCUGCUGCUGUGUCGGAAGCGUGGCGCCUACUUCCUGUUCGGCGUGGUGACGUGGGGCGCCCGGCGGUGUGACGCAGACAAACCAGCCGUCUUCUCCAGAGUCUCAGACUUCCACUCUUGGAUCAGUGAGGUGACGGACGACGUCUGAACCUUACUCUAAAUAAACUCUUUAACUCUAUAAAGUCUGGGGCUAUUUUAUGUCUUUUUUUAUUUUGCUAUUUUGCGUCUGAACGUUUCUCUAAAUAAACUCUUCAAACACUCAAA
Messenger RNA from Centropristis striata (black sea bass), 1880 nucleotides. It is a transcript of the gene ovch1, whose product is annotated as ovochymase 1. The transcript is spliced from 12 exons. Gene Ontology annotation, molecular function: serine-type endopeptidase activity. The coding region runs from base 37 to 1764 and encodes 575 amino acids. The record is from RefSeq and is a predicted model, not a curated record. Gene Ontology annotation, biological process: proteolysis. Lineage: Eukaryota; Metazoa; Chordata; Actinopteri; Perciformes; Serranidae.